AUGAUAGCCUCCACCAACUCCAACGCUCUCAAAGUCCUUAUUUUAGGGGGCGUUUUGUUCGCUUCCUUCGGACACUGUGGCCAAGUUCUAAACGCGGUCUGGUCUUUCGGCACUUUCAGCACUAUCUCCGGUCCAAGUGGCAACGAGCAUGGCUACGGUGGGGGAUUUGGCCUAUACAAAGAGGAUGGCAGCCAGGUCUUCCACGACUCCCAUCCCGGCGGCGGAACCAGCUGUGCGGGUGUGGGCGACGGCACCAUCUUCUCUCUCACUGGCGGAUGCCACGACGAUUGGGGAAUUUCGAUUUAA
Molecule: messenger RNA, 306 nt
Organism: Aspergillus versicolor CBS 583.65
Lineage: Eukaryota; Fungi; Ascomycota; Eurotiomycetes; Eurotiales; Aspergillaceae
Exons: 1
Coding region: 1-306 (101 amino acids)
Source: RefSeq, a predicted model, not a curated record